Messenger RNA from Solanum dulcamara, 802 nucleotides. RefSeq lists its product as uncharacterized. Bases 43 to 492 code for a protein of 149 amino acids. NCBI's taxonomy places the organism in Eukaryota, Viridiplantae, Streptophyta, Magnoliopsida, Solanales, Solanaceae. The record is from RefSeq and is a predicted model, not a curated record. The transcript is spliced from 2 exons.
AACGCAAAUUUUAGUUUCAAAUAUUUCGAAGACACAAGAAAAAUGCAAUUUUCACAAUAUAUACACCUUUUGCGAGGGAAAAAUACUUUUUACAAUCCUAAAGUUGGCGUGAACCAGAACACUUUCUCCGCCCCUUCCAUUCGAAUCGAACUCAUUGGAAAAGCAGCAGAGAGCGCGAAAACAGAGAGAAAAAUGGAGGAAAUCACAAGUGCAAGAAAAACAGCUGAGGUUCUCAAGCCAAAAGUCGCAAUUCAAUGUGCUAAAUCUGCAAUUCUCAUCUCAUCCCUGAAAAAUACUACUCUCAAUUAUGCGAAUCUUAACCAAAACAAGAAUGAAGAGAAUUUGAAAGAGGUGGUGGAAUUGAAGAUGGAGAUAGUGAAGGAGAAAUUGAAGAAUAAGAGGCUCAAACUCUGCAGUGUUACGGAGCUAUUGAUUCAAGUUAUCGUUUUACUCUCUGUUUGGACCAUGCUGCUGUUGCUGGCCUUGAAUUGAUCCCAGUACUGUUAUGCGAUUCAUUUUGUUGCUAUAUUCAAAUAGUUCUGUGUUUAUUAUUCAUACGCAUAUUGUUCUUCAUUGAAGUGUCUUUUUUUCUAGUGUUGAAUUCUAGAAGUAUCUGUUAUCAGCCUAUAGAUGCAGGACUACUUGAGAACUGAGAUUCAAUCGACUUCGAUUAUCCAUCAGAUCAUGGCUUCAUUGUACCAAAUAUUUCAAUAUGGUUGCAUCUAGUAUUUUUGUUUUGUUCUAACAGUAAGAUGAAGAUGUACUGCAGAUUUUUGAAAGUAAUGCAUGAUUUUCUGGUUAA